Messenger RNA from Haemonchus placei, 249 nucleotides. NCBI's taxonomy places the organism in Eukaryota, Metazoa, Nematoda, Chromadorea, Rhabditida, Trichostrongylidae. The record is from the annotation of a GenBank genome assembly.
AUGGCGCGUUACUUCUCUUUUCCAUUACUUUUGAUGGCUCUGCUGAUGAUUAGUACGAUGAUUCCGAGCGCUUCUAGCAAGAAAACAAGCGUGGACAAGAAGAAACCCUCUGUCAAAAAGGUCAAAUUACUCAGGCCCAACGGGACGAGCGCGAAAGCCGGAUCAUCACGUGUCAGAAGAUUUCACUUCUGGCCCUUCCCAUCAAAAUGUGGAGAAAAACAACCUUGGCGUCCACAUCCACCUGGAUAA